AUGGUCGGUUGGCCCGCCCAGCUGCUCGCUACCAAGGCUGCCGACCUAGCGAUAGUCUGGGGCCUCGGCUCGCGCCAGUGCCCACCGUGCCCCGACUGCACUGUCAACUGCCCGACGGUCACGUGUUCGACGCCGUCGAUCAACAUCACCUGCCCGACCUUCUCUUGCCCGUCUCUUGCCCCGCAGUCGGCCGAGGGUGCGGGCUGGUCAGGCGUCGUCUUCUUCGUCGCAGGCCUGCUGGUGGGCUUCGGAGUACUGACUUGCACGGGCCUCAUAGGUGACGUGGUUCUGGUCAAGUACGACCUGCCUGGCCCACCGCUCUGGCACGAACGUCUCAUCCUCACGGUGGGCGCGGCGCCAGGGCACUACGCGGUGCUGACGCCUGACGGCGACAUUUUCGUUGAGGAACUUCGACCAGAUAAUGAUGAUAUAGCAGAGUUUCGCGCUGCACCAGGACUGGGAGUACCGCCGCAGGACAUCCCGCUGGCCAGCGUGUAUCGGUUCCAAGCAGUGCCGACCGCAGCCGAGAUGAUCCAGCACGUGCGAGACGGAGCACUUCAGGCAGGAUCGCCGCUCGUGUGGGUGGCGGCCGAGGACACUCAGGAUAUCUCAAAGGGGACUCAGAUUCCGGCCCUUCCUGAUGCCGCUGUGACGUGUGGCGACAGAGGCAUCAUCCCCUACGGCAUCGGUCACUUGUUUGUGCAGCGUAUGGCAGAGGCCGACAUCUACAGGUACGUUCAUGACGAUCUCAGGGUGCUGCCCGUGGUCGUCGACGCGUCGGGUGAGCGUAAGGUCAGCUUCUCGGAGGCAGUCUCGGCCAUGGACCCGACGCCCCCGAGGGGCGGUCUAGGCGGCACGAAUCCAGCGCUGGCGCAGUACGUGGCAAACCAGCUGAAGGACCAGGCGGCCAUCGCGAAGGAGAUCUUCCAGGCCUGCGCGGCGGUGGCGUCUUACAGCAGCAGCUCCACCACGCUCGUGCACCACAAGAGCUCGGACCCUUCCAUGCCCAUCGACACGGCCAGGCGGUCGCGGGGGAUCGACCUCGCGAUCUUUUUCCCUUGCCUCCAGUUGAUGCUAGGCGUGAUGUGCCUGAGCAAGUUUUGGCUUCUGAUCGAGCCCUCCAGCGCCGAGAGCGACGUGCCCUCGAAGCGACAACGGCUCGAGGAUGUCCUUGACCAGGAGGGGCGUCAGGUUUUAAUCGAGGGGGUCGACCGCAUGCUUAAGUCCCCACAGGAGUGGGGGGAAGUGAUCGAGACCUCUCCUCACGUCACCCCCUACUUCGAUGAGGUCUUGCGAGCUGAUCAGAUUGCAUACGAAGGUUUUGUGAAAGACUUGUAUCACGCGGGUAUCGUUGAGUUUUCGUUUGAGGUCGAAGAUCACAUCACUCCAUUCUUUGUCGAUAAGAAGGGCGUUGCUCUGCGCAUGGUUCCACAAGGCCAAGUUUUGUACGGCGCUCUAUCGGAUGUCAGCAUUUUUUUCUACUGGCUCGUGCUGCCGCACUGGCUCCGCAAGUACUUUGGCCUGCCAACAGUUAGUACUGCCAACGUCAUAUCGUGGGAAGAUGCCCCAACUCCGGACUUGUCAUGUAAGGUCCCCGUGGUCCUCCCCUACUGCGACAACUUGAUAGUCAUGGGCACAGACAAAGACUCCGUCAGUAAUGUUAAGAGGUUGGCAGUCGAGCAGCUCAGACGUGUGGGCUUCCAGGUACACGAGGAGGUGGAGGUUACAACCUUUUUCGAGUCCCUGGGCUACCUGGUUGAUGGAAAACGAGGGGGGGUCUUUCCGAUCCCUCAUCGGCUUGAGAAGGCCGUCGCAGCGUUCACCCAUCUCAGGAGAAGGCCACACAUCACGGGCUGGCAAAUUAGUAAGGCUCUCGGAUACGUCACGCCGAUCUUCCUCCUCACCCGCUCCAUGUUCUCAUUGCCUAAUGCCCUGUAUCAGUUCAUGCACGAGAACUGGAGCCGCAAGAGGCGUCUCUGGCAUUCAGCCGCGCUGGAGUGUAAGUGGAUAUCUGUGUUGCUGCCGCUCGCUUGGGCGGACCUCAGGAUGCCGUGGACUUCGCAGGUAAAAGCUACAGAUGCCUCGCUGUCCGGGUACGCCGUGGGCAAGUCCCUCUGGAAUGUCUCAGAUGUGAUGGAGGCAGGGGGUGCUCGAGAAAGGUUUCGAUAUCGCUGUGCCGUGCCGUCAGCCGCGCCGCGCCGUGCCGCUCUGGGGACCCUCGACCCGUUCCAGGACCUCGAGACGGUGAAGCCCAUCGUCGACCGCUUCGAGCCCUCCCCCUACGAGCCCAACUACCUCUUCAAAGAGAUCCCCGAGGGCCUCCUGCAGGACUCCAUGUGGAAGACUAGCUACGCGGCGCCCUUUGUGUUCAAGGAGGGUAUUGGGGAUCUGGAGUCUCGUGCUACGGUCUCUGGCGUUAAGCAUACUCUGAGGACUGCCCCAUCCCGUCCCAUGUGCGAGCCCCUCGCCCUCGGGGUCGAGGCCUGCGGGCCGCGCAGGCGCGAGAUGGUCGGCUCGAUCGGCAUCCUUGCGUCACGCUCGCCAGAGACGCAGGUCGAGACGUUCCUGGAGGCGAACGCCGUCACGGAGCGGACACACGCCAUGUACGUCAAGAGGGUCGCGGACUUCGAGAGCUGGGUCUCGGCCAGGGGCCUCAAGCUCACCUCCGCCAAGCUGGUGGACUGCGCGCUGGUGGACUACCUGAACCAGCUGUGGAUCGACGGCGCGGACAUCGGCGAGGCGACGGGCACCUACGCGGCCUGGGUCAAGCUUCGCCCCUCCUUCUCCAAGAAGGGCCCCGACAAGCUCGUGAGGACCAAAAAGGCGCUGCAGGGCUUCAACAGGCUGGACCCCGGCAGGACCAGGCCGCCUCUGCCGCUGGCGUUCGCAGCCCUCAUAGCGGUGGAGCUCGUCGGCAUGGGCCUCGGCGGCAUGGCGCUGGCGGUGAUGCUCAUGUUCUCGGCAUACUUGAGGCCGAUCGAGCUCCUCUCGCUUCAGUUGUCGGACGUGCUCGUGCCGACCCAAGGCAGCCCUUACUACGCGAUCCACCUUCACCGUGCGGAGCGAGGUCAGCCCAGCAAAGUUGGCCUAUACGACGAGACGCUGCUGUUGGACUCGUCGGCGCUGCCGUUCCUCGGAUACCUUCUGGACGCGCACCGGGCCGCGGCUGCAGGGCCAGCACUGUUCGACUUCGAUUACCGGAGCUUCAACGAGAGUUUCAGGACAGCUGCAAGGACCGCAGGUCUGGCGGCCAUCAAGCCCGACCUGUAUCAACUUCGUCACGGCGGCCCCUCGCACGACAUCCUCAACCGUCUUCGCUCGAAGGCAGAGGUGAAGGACAGAGGCCGCUGGAGGGACGAUCGCUCAGUUCGACGAUACGAGGCGCACGGCAGGCUGCAGCUCCAGGAGAAGCUGGUCUCAGAGGCGACACAGAGCCGCGCGGCAGCAUGCCUGGCCGACCUCGAGGCUCAGCUCCGGUCAAGUAUGCCGCAGUUCGCCCGUGCCGUGCCAUCUUCCAAGGGGAUCGAAGCGGAAGCUUGGGAUGUGAUUGACGGUCCCGGCGCAGACAUCUUGACGACCGCCAACAGACGCAGGCUUGUCAAGGACUUCAGGACAGGCAGGGCUCUAGGCAACAGGCUAUGGGUCGUCACCUUCCGCAUUAUCUGUCAGCUGGCCUCCCUCGGGGUCCCUGUGGUGCUCGAGAACCCGUUCUCGUCCAGGAUCUGGAUUACCAAGCAUGUCAGUUAUCUCAUACGCAAAUUUGGGGCUCGUUUGCUCGAGGCGCAUUAUUGUCAGUACGGAACCCAGACCAAGCUCCCGACGCACGCCGCCGACGGAGCCGACCUGAUCAAGGAGAAGGAGUAA
Molecule: messenger RNA, 3864 nt
Organism: Prorocentrum cordatum
Lineage: Eukaryota; Dinophyceae; Prorocentrales; Prorocentraceae
Source: the annotation of a GenBank genome assembly